AUGUUGACAUGCUGCUUCAUCGUGUUCUCAACGAGUUGGAAGCAUCUUGGUAGCAGCAUCGACAGAACAAGACAUGGACUCACAAAGUAUCCAUCACUAUUUGAGGCACUACUACAGUUGAUCAUUGUGUUUGCAGUGUUUGUUGGUGGCGUUGCACAGCAACGACUGGUGCCCAUCACAAUAUCAGUGCUUCAUCACUUUGAUACCGACUCCACGGUGGUGUCGCGCACCAACCAACUCAGUGCUCUUCAGAACGAUCUGAGCAUCAUUGAUCCUGGAAUGCUACUAAACUCAAGGGAGUACCACAAUGUAGACAUUGGUCUACCUAUUGGUAUAUCUCUAAUACCUCUAAUGUACUCUGCACUCAAGAAUACAUUGAUACCAGCACUGGCAACAAUAACAACCACAACAAUGGAUGCAGUAAUGUACCCAUCAUCGUUGACUAGGCUAUUCUUUGCAUCGGCCAUUGCCUCUGUGUUUGUACUGAUCAAUGCAAUCAAGAGAAGAAGACCACUCACUAACUUUAUACUUGAAUCAUCAUCAUCAUCAUUAUAA
This is a messenger RNA of Acytostelium subglobosum LB1, 555 nucleotides long. RefSeq lists its product as hypothetical. The record is from RefSeq and is a predicted model, not a curated record. Bases 1 to 555 code for a protein of 184 amino acids. The transcript has 2 exons. Lineage: Eukaryota; Evosea; Eumycetozoa; Acytosteliales; Acytosteliaceae.